Molecule: messenger RNA, 1824 nt
Organism: Otolemur garnettii (small-eared galago)
Lineage: Eukaryota; Metazoa; Chordata; Mammalia; Primates; Galagidae
Gene: TBX19
Product: T-box 19
Exons: 8
Coding region: 57-1397 (446 amino acids)
Biological process (GO): heart morphogenesis; mesoderm formation; positive regulation of DNA-templated transcription
Cellular component (GO): nucleus
Molecular function (GO): DNA-binding transcription factor activity, RNA polymerase II-specific; RNA polymerase II cis-regulatory region sequence-specific DNA binding
Source: RefSeq, a predicted model, not a curated record
AGGCAAGGCCAGGUAGGUGUCAUCUCUCAGCAAAGUUUGAGUGGGGGCUUUGGGCCAUGAGUGAGCUGGGUGCUCAGAAGACCAGUGAUGGCACCGUUUCUCGGCUGCUCGAUGUCGUGGAAAGUGAGCUUCAGGCAGGGAGAGAAAAAGGCGAUCCCACGGAGAAGCAACUUCAGAUCACCCUGGAGGAUGCCCCUCUCUGGCAGAGAUUCAAGGAAGUCACUAAUGAAAUGAUCGUGACCAAGAAUGGCAGACGGAUGUUCCCUGUCCUAAAGAUCAGUGUCACAGGGCUGGACCCCAAUGCCAUGUACUCCCUCCUGCUGGACUUUGUCCCAACUGACAGUCACCGCUGGAAGUAUGUCAAUGGUGAAUGGGUGCCCGCGGGCAAGCCAGAGGUCUCCAGCCACAGCUGUGUCUACAUCCACCCCGACUCCCCCAACUUUGGGGCCCACUGGAUGAAGGCUCCCAUCUCCUUCAGCAAAGUGAAGUUGACCAACAAGCUCAACGGAGGUGGGCAGAUAAUGUUGAAUUCUCUGCAUAAAUAUGAACCCCAGGUUCACAUCGUGCGUGUUGGCGGUGCCCACCGAAUGGUCAUGAACUGCUCCUUCCCUGAAACCCAGUUCAUAGCUGUGACUGCCUAUCAGAAUGAGGAGAUAACAGCUCUCAAAAUCAAGUACAACCCUUUUGCCAAAGCCUUCUUGGACGCCAAGGAAAGAAGUCACCUAAAAGAUGUUCCGGAGGCUGUCUCGGAGAGCCAGCACGUGGCCUAUUCUCACUUGGGAGGCUGGAUCUUUUCCAAUCCAGAUGGAGUGUGUCCAGCAGGAAAUGCCAACUACCAGUAUGCGGCCCCUCUGUCUCUGCCUGCUCCCCACCCACACCAUAGCUGUGAGCACUACUCAGGCCUCCGAGGACACCGGCAGGCUCCCUACCCUUCUGCUUACAUGCACAGAAACCAUUCUCCAUCAGUGAAUUUGAUAGAAAGCUCAAGCAAUAAUCUGCAAGUUUUCUCGGGACCCGAUGGCUGGACUUCCUUGUCCUCCACCCCCCAUGCCAGCAUCCUGUCUGUACCCCAUACCAACGGACCGGUCAAUCCAGGGCCAAGCCCCUAUCCGUGCCUGGUGACCAUCAGCAACGGUGGCGGGGGCCCGGUAGGGCCGGGUGCCGAGGUGCACGCCAGCACCCCGGGAGCGUUCCUCCUCGGAAACCCAGCUGUGACCUCUCCCGCCUCUGUGCUCUCUUCCCAAACCCCCACUUCGGCUGGCAUGGAGGUUCUGGGGGAGCCCUCGCUGACCAGCAUCGCCGUGUCCACCUGGACAGCAGUGGCCUCGCAUCCCUUCUCCAGCUGGGGUGGACCAGGUGGGGGUGGGCGCCAUUCUCCUUCCUCAUUGGGCAGUUAGGUGGAAUCCUGGUAUCCUCUGUAGCCAAGACCCUUCUUUGUGUAGCACUUAGAAACCCCGUCUCCUGAUGCCGGUGGGUCAGCCUGCAGGGUCCUCCCUCCCUGGGGUUUGGAGGGAGGGUGGGUUGUACCCCAAGUCCCACUGGAGAUGGUUUAGUCUGGACGAUGCUCAUCACAGCGCUCGCAUCUCUCCACCGUUUCUUUCACAGCUUAUCCUUGCUGCGCUUAGACGCAGAAGUUCACUGAGUGCCUUCCUUGUGCCCUGCCCCUUACUCUCAAAGUUCUGGAAAGCCUCACUUCCUUUUCUGCCCAGGUAGUAGAAAGCUGUUAGGUGAGCUCAGAGUUUUCCUAGUUAAGGGCACUGUUCCCAAGUAAAGUUGUCCCAUAGUAUGCACAGGGGGUUGGUUCCAGGAAUGACUCCUGGAGGU